UUUAUGUGUAUACAUGGUAUAUGCACGCACAUACAUAACAUUCGUUUCGCGCCAGUACUUGUACCUCAUUUUCAGCGUCUGGAAACAAAUUUUGUUUGUACGAUUCAGUAACUUGAUCAGAUCUAUAAAAGGAGAGUUUUAGGAUACUUCGCAAUGUCUGCGUUGGAGGAAAUCACCAACUGUAAUGAUUCCGGUAUGUCUGCUACCGCUCAGCAAAAAGCCAUUGAAAAUGCAAAUCGGCAGAUCCAUCCGAUGGCCGAACAGCCGGAAUUCACCAAGUACACUGUGGAUGGAUGCGAGUUUGAUUUGUACUGCCGCCGAAAGACCGAUAUGGAACCCAAGAUGCUCAAGUGGGCCUUUAAGCUGGCUGAGAGGAACGUGGGGCCACAGUACAAAAGCUGCAGUCUUGGAUGGCAACCGAAGGUGAAACAGUCGGAUCUGAACAAAGCUUGGGCACGAUACCUGGUUGCCGUCGAUCGGCGUACUAAAAAACCAGCGGCCUACUCAAUGUUCCGUUUUGAUUUGGAUUAUGGGCGCUGCGUUUUGUAUUGUUACGAAAUGCAGGUUGAAUCGGAGUUUCAGAGAAAGGGACUUGGAGGCUUCAUGAUGCGAGCACUUGAGAAGAUGGCCCAGCACUACGGAAUGGAACGGUUAGUUUUGACAGUGCUGAAAAACAAUGAAGAUGGAAUGAGGUUCUACCAAAAGUUGGGAUAUGACAUAGACGAAACAACCCCGGAUAAAGCAGAUAACGAAGCAUACGAAAUUAUGAGUAAAUCUAUGCUGUAAGUAGGGCCUGAAUUGUAUUUUAUGCAAUAUUUUACUUGACUGAAUAAUAAUGCUUAUUGUUACACAUA
Messenger RNA from Topomyia yanbarensis, 854 nucleotides. It is a transcript of the gene Naa40, whose product is annotated as N-alpha-acetyltransferase 40. Gene Ontology annotation, molecular function: histone H4 acetyltransferase activity; histone H2A acetyltransferase activity; protein N-terminal-serine acetyltransferase activity. NCBI's taxonomy places the organism in Eukaryota, Metazoa, Arthropoda, Insecta, Diptera, Culicidae. The coding region runs from base 154 to 786 and encodes 210 amino acids. Gene Ontology annotation, cellular component: nucleus. The transcript is spliced from 2 exons. The record is from RefSeq and is a predicted model, not a curated record.